UGUCCCUGUCCCUGUCCCCGCAGCGCUGGUCCCGCCGCUCGCCCGCUGCCGAGCCCCCGGCUCGCAUCUGUGGGCUGGUGCCUUCUGGGGAACUGAUGCCUUCGGUCCACACUUCCCACUCGUGCCUCUGAUCUGCUUUGCCGCCCCCUCAACACCCAGCCUGGGACGCUCGGCCGCUCCGUGGGGAGSAGGGAUGCUCGCUUUCCUCCUGGCAGGCUGUGCCAGCCACGUGCCAUCGCCUCGGUGUAUUUCCCCGUCGUGUGUCCCUGCCUCGCUGGGUCACUGAGCCCUCCGUAACAUGUGGAAAUCCUCCCUGCUUCACUGGGAUCCUUCAGCUCUGCUGACUCUUWGGCUUCCUGGUCUUUGCCCACCCCGUUCCUUGACCACAUCCUGUUCAGACCUUGCUCUUGACUAAUCCUGUGCCUUCGGAGGGUUCCAGAAGAGCCGACAGCUUCACGUGGAGGUACAGGCAGAGUUUGUCCUCGUUCGAUAGGAUACUGGCCACGGCGGGGUCUGUUUGGGAGCCAUGGGCCGGCGGCUCAUCCGCGGUGUCUCUGGAGCCGCAGUUUUCCUGGCCAGCGUGGCUCUGCUCUCCAUGCGGCACCGUGAGGCUCAGGAAACAGCUCGGUACUCAGGGAUCGGGGAGGGUAUGUUGGGGAAACCAGGGCCACAGAGCAAAGGCAGCCCGGACGGAGCUGGUGGCAGGGGGCAGAAGGACCUCAGACUCCAUCCUCCGGAGGGACACAGGACUGAGGGAAACCUGACACUUGGGGACAUUUUCAUAGCUGUGAAGACAACCAAGAGAUUUCACCAGAGCAGGGUGGAGUUGCUCCUGGACACGUGGAUAUCCCAGGCCAGCGAGCAGACCUACAUCUUCACUGAUGAAGAAGAUGAUGCCUUGAAGAGGAGAAUGGGUGGCCAUGUGAUCUUCACCAACUGCUCUGCUGAGCACAGCCACCUGGCCCUGUCCUGCAAGAUGGCCGCGGAGUUCGACGCCUUCCUGGCCAGCAGCCUGAGCUGGUUUUGCCACUUGGACGAUGACAACUACCUGAACCCUCGGGCCCUCCUGAAGCUCUUGUCCUCCUACUCAGAGACGUGGGAUGUUUACCUGGGCAAACCCAGCCUGAACCGACCCAUCUGGGCCUCCGAAACGCUGCCAAACAACCAGACGAAAUCCAUGCGCUUCUGGUUUGCCACAGGAGGGGCUGGGUUCUGCAUCAGCCGYGAGCUGGCCAGGAAGAUGGUGCCCUGGGCCAGUGGCAGGAACUUCCUGAGCACUUCCGAGCUCAUCCGCCUGCCGGAUGACUGCACUGUGGGUUUCAUUAUCGAGUGYAAGGUCGGUGGGCAGCUGAUUCCCAACGCACUCUUCCACUCCCACCUGGAGAACCUGCAGCUCAUCCCCUCCUCUCAGCUUGUGCAGCAGGUCACCCUCAGCUAUGGUGUGUUUGAGAACAAACUCAACGUCAUUGAGCUCAGUGGCCCCUUCUUGCCCCAGGAGGAUCCCUCAAGCAGGUUUCGAUCACUCCACUGCCAUCUCUAUCCCGACACGCCCUGGUGCCUGCAGGCUGUUGUCUGGUGAUGCCUGAGCCUCAGCUACAGUGGAUUUGGGUGACACCUGUUCACCUGUAUGUGGGGAGUGGGACAUUGAAGAAGCUUGGUGCUCCCAGUUUUGCCUUUUCUGUGGUGGUUGUGGUGCUCUGUGAUGGCUUUCUUGGUCCUCACUCAAUACUGGUGACACAGGACAAGAGACAAGGUCCUUGUCAUCAUCCAAAGAUGGAUAAGAUGGGCUGCACACAUGGAUGAGUUCUCGUCUGUGCUGGAAUAUGUGCAAGGGAGGGAGCAAUGUGCCUUCUGGGCAGAUCAAGGAUCCAAUAGUGACUGCUGGGCAUCUGGGUGGAGAUGAGGACUUGCUGCUGCUGCCCUGUGCUCUGGCUGCAUCUUGCUGGGCUAGAAGGGCCCUGUGUGUGUGUCCCUGGUGCCCAGCUCAUGGUGGGUGGUGCCCAGCUCAUGUCAUGGCUUCAGAUGCUCUGAGCAGGACCUCUUCCUCCAAAUCUUCAUUCCCUACUGCCACACUUUUCAGCCGCAGACCUGCUGAGUGUCUGCAUAGUCAAGGUCUAUAGAAAUGGAAAAUCUAACCAUUUCUGUGCUGAGUGAAUCCUGGAAAAACAUGGUCCUUGCUCAACGGGGGAGGUGGACAGGAAGUACAAAGAAUGAGGAAUCCCCUGCUCUGCUGGGACRAAAAAGAGGGCAUGGGGUAAGGGAGCCAGGAGGAGACUGAGCAAGAUGAGGAUGGUUCCUGCCCUGAACACUGAUGGUUUGAUCUUGUAUGGCACUGCAUUAUUCGUCUCCUUAUACCUUCUUGAUGUGAGGUCAGGAUAAUCUCUUGCUCUAAUUACCAACCUGUCGUCUGAGAUUAGACUCCAACUCCUAUCUGUGAGAAGAGACAUAAAGGAUUAGAACUGGCUGAAAGAGAGGAGAAAGGAAGAGAUGGAGAUGGAGUGCUCGGGAGCGGAUUAGAGGUUACAGCUUUAUAAUCUCUUCUGUCCCCAACCAAAAAAAUUAAGGCAUGAAGGAAUGGAAACAGCAAGGCAAAGAGCUUUUUAUGUCACUGGGUCUUUCCUCCAGAUGCUAAUAGCAGCUUUCUGCCUUCCUGCUGUCCCUGCUGAGCGCAACAGGGGGAAGGAGUGGGCCCAAAUAGGUUUCAAGCUUUCUGGCAUGUUUGUGAAGGGUUCUUUUUUUCAGUGCAGUGCCUGGUGUGAGAGCUGGCAAUGGUCCUUGCUGGGGAACGGACUUUGGCAUCAUUUUGUCCUUGUGCACACAGUUAAAUGGCUGGGGGAGAGUGUUGCAGGGAAAGCUGGAAGGCAAAGAGGCUGUUUGAAAUGGCAGGUGGUGCCACAAACAGGUAUUUCUCUUUAAAGAACGUUUGAAAACAGACUGCUGGGAUCUGUGAGAGAUCCUGUAAUCUCCAGAUGAAAGGACAAAUGCCCUUUCUCUAAAGAGCUGCUCAGCUUUGAUAUUGCUGAUGUGACUAAGCCUGCUGCUGGUGGGCUGGAAGAGCCAAAGGCGACUGUCACUGUGGCUUUGCUGUUUUGAAAAUUGGCCACUCUGUCACCUCCUACCAAACCCCCAAGCACCAUCAUCUCCUUCACAGCACACAUGAAGUUUAAAGGAAAGGCGUCAGAAAGACCUUCCACCUCUGCAAAGGGGGGUGUAGAAAGGAACAAGCACUUUAAUUUCGGGAAAAACAGAAGUCAGGAGCCUGCAGAGCUGUUCCCAGCCUGGUCAUUCUUACUGGCAUUGAGUCAGCUGGUGUAACUGCACACAACCUUGCUUUCCUCUGUUGCACAACAGCCCUUUGAACCACUUCAUCCUGAGCWGCACAGGGGCGAGCUUAUGCCAACAACCAUUCCUUGGGUUGUGCAAAGCACUUGGCUCGUACAGCUAUGCCAGCCAAGAGUUCACGUGGCACAAAACAGACACAGCUGUUGGAAGAGAGAUGCAGCUCCAAGAAAUCUUGCCCCACAGGACAAGUUUUGUUGGGUUUGAACGCAACCAGAAGAUGAAAUACGCUUUUGUAAGAAGRAAGGAGUCUUUAAGAGAAACCUGCAUUACUUGGAUAUAUCAUUUUUCCUCAUUCAGAUUUUCAGCUGAUGUUAAUGGAGACUUUGAGUUAAAAAGCUGUUCCUGUCUGUAGAUAUCCCAGUGACAGUCAGAGCAAAAUGCGAUUCAUGUGAGGAAACUGGUACAGCAGCUUUGCUUCCCUGGGGUAAAAGCAAAGCAGAGAAACCGAAA
Molecule: messenger RNA, 3792 nt
Organism: Malurus melanocephalus (red-backed fairy wren)
Lineage: Eukaryota; Metazoa; Chordata; Aves; Passeriformes; Maluridae
Gene: MFNG
Product: MFNG O-fucosylpeptide 3-beta-N-acetylglucosaminyltransferase
Exons: 8
Coding region: 527-1579 (350 amino acids)
Biological process (GO): regulation of Notch signaling pathway
Cellular component (GO): membrane
Molecular function (GO): O-fucosylpeptide 3-beta-N-acetylglucosaminyltransferase activity
Source: RefSeq, a predicted model, not a curated record